CCCAUACUAAAGUGACGUCAUCGUCUGAGCUUCUGGCAAAAAUACUACUGCGUGUACUAAUGUCAAUACUAUAUUGACAUAAACAGCGGCUGUUCGUGACCAAGCAUAUGUAAAGCAAUUCUGCGUGAAUAUACGCAAAGAAAGCUCUAGUGAUGGGGAAGUCACACUCCCACUUGUCGAAGGGGAAAGAUGACCGUGGCAGUCAGAGUGGCCUGACGACUGGUCCAGAGUACAUAGAUACACAGAGUGAAGAGGAUGGAAAGAAUGGAGAUGUGUCUCAGUUCCCCUAUGUGGAAUUUACUGGCAGAGACAGUGUCACAUGCCCCACAUGCCAGGGCACUGGCAGAAUACCACGGGGCCAAGAGAACCAGCUUGUGGCUCUGAUUCCAUACAGUGACCAGAGGCUCCAGCCAAGGAGAACAAAGCUUUAUGUCACUGUGUCCGUGUCUCUUUGCCUUCUGCUGUCUGGCCUGGCGGUGUUUUUCCUGUUCCCUCGUUCUAUCGACGUCUCCUAUGUGGGCGUGAAGUCUGCAUUCGUCUCCUAUGACCAGGACAAACGGAUUGUCUAUCUCAAUAUCACGAACACUCUGAACAUCACCAAUAACAACUACUACGCCGUAUCCCUGACCAACAUCACAGCCCAAGUGCAGUUCUCUAAGACGGUGAUUGGGAAGGCCCGUAUUAGCAAUGUGAUGACCAUCAUACCACUGGAUAAGCAGCAGAUUGACUACAUGGUUCCCACAGUCAUUGCUGAUGAGAUGAGUUAUAUGUUUGACUAUUGCACCCUGCAGUCCAUAAAGGUUCACAACAUUGUGGUCAUGAUGCAGGUGACUGUGACCACAUCCUACUUCGGGCACUCGGAGCAGGUCUCCCAGGAGAUGUACCAGUAUGUGGACUGUGGGGGCAACACCACCUCGCUGCAUGGACAUGUGAAGAUGUAUCAGUAAGGCAGUAAAAACAGCCAUAAUGGAAGCCCGUCGAUCUAAAGGUCAACAAAAGGGUUUUUACGGAGUUCCUUUGGGCACACGUCUACUGUAGAAUAGGAGGAACCAUGUCUCAGAGAAAGUGAUGUUAGCAAGGUGCCAAUAUACAGUUUCAUGAGGGUUUGAUAAUGUCGCCGGUAGAAAACCUCUCGUGCAAAUUCUUCCUAAUAGAAUGAUCCAAUCCAAUGUGUACAGGCAUUUGAGAUAAAGAUGCAAUACAAAUAAUAGGAUCCAUUUAGAUUAUUUUGAUUAUCAGCACCACUAAUCACCCCACACCACUUUUUGAUUGCCUUUUUCUUCUCCAUUAUUUUUUUAUACCAGCCAUUUUGUUUUCUUCAAGGAUUGUUUUGUACAUAAUGGUACUUACUUCCUGAUGUGUGUCGUUACUCUUACAUUUUCAUUGUAAUGAUAGUUAGAUAUACAUCUAAUUCUGAGGUGACAUAUCAUGUCGGGGUGAUGUCAGAGUAAUUAUGAUGACUACGGACCCUAAUUAGAUUGCAACAUUUAGGUAUUUUAAUGAGAGGAAUCUUGUAUUUUUAUAUCAUUCAAAUACAGUACCUAUAACUAUUAGAUGUGUUGUUUAUGAUGUGAAUUACUCUUUAAUUGUAAACCUCUAGGAAUUGUUUGUUUUAAUGGGAAUGUUACGUGUUUUUUUCUAACUUGUGUAGUAGACGACUGCCUAUUUCGAAAUAUGAUAUUACAUAAAUACCCUCAAUGGUGUUGUAAAAUUAGGUUUUUAUUUUAUCUUUGAAAAUUGAUUUUAAGACGUUAUUUUAUCUUUAUAUUUUUUGUUUGAUGCCCUUUGCCGCUUUUAAUUCGUCAUAGUUUAUCACUGAAAUUUGCAAGUAAAUUGUGAUUUUUGAGUUUGUGUUCAUUUCUGAGAUUAUUAAAUGCCAGGAUAAUGUAAGUAUCCAUUUGUUAUAUUCCUUGAACAUUUGUUAUAGCUUUAAAGUAUUUUGUGCAUGUACAGACGACUGAACUGAGGACAAUAAAAAUGGCCAAUAUAAAAUAUCA
This is a messenger RNA of Oncorhynchus gorbuscha (pink salmon), 1997 nucleotides long. Its product is annotated as transmembrane protein 106B-like. The transcript is spliced from 8 exons. NCBI's taxonomy places the organism in Eukaryota, Metazoa, Chordata, Actinopteri, Salmoniformes, Salmonidae. The coding region runs from base 153 to 947 and encodes 264 amino acids. The record is from RefSeq and is a predicted model, not a curated record.